Anastrepha obliqua is the source of this 1121-nucleotide messenger RNA. It is a transcript of the gene Echs1, whose product is annotated as probable enoyl-CoA hydratase, mitochondrial. Gene Ontology annotation, cellular component: mitochondrion. Gene Ontology annotation, molecular function: enoyl-CoA hydratase activity. The record is from RefSeq and is a predicted model, not a curated record. Bases 102 to 983 code for a protein of 293 amino acids. Lineage: Eukaryota; Metazoa; Arthropoda; Insecta; Diptera; Tephritidae. Gene Ontology annotation, biological process: fatty acid beta-oxidation. The transcript is spliced from 4 exons.
UCUCUUCUGCAUUUGCACCCUCUCAGCUUUGUAAAUUCUCUGCAGCUAUUUAUUCCGUUUCUACACUUGAAAGCUGGGUGUGAUAUUCCGUAAAUAUAAAGAUGGCGAACAUUGCAAAGUUACUGGCUGGCCGCGUUCAACAUGUACUCCAAGUAGCCGCAAAGCAGCCGCAUCUAACGCCACGUUUCUUUGCUUCAGCCACCAAUUUGGAAUUCAUCAAACAUGAAGUGACUGGCGAAAAGAAGAAUGUCGCCGUCAUCACAUUGAAUCGCCCCAAAGCCCUCAAUGCCCUAUGCAACGGUCUCAUGAAGGAGUUGAGUCAAGCGCUCGAUGACUACGAGCGUGAUAGAAAUAUUGCCGCCAUUGUGAUCACCGGCAGCGAGAAGGCGUUUGCCGCUGGCGCUGAUAUCAAAGAAAUGCAACCGAAUACCUAUUCCCAAUGUAUUAUGGGUAAUUUCUUGAGUGACUGGACGCGUGUUUCGCGUUGUCAGAAGCCGAUUAUUGCCGCUGUAAAUGGCUACGCCUUGGGAGGUGGCUGUGAAUUGGCCAUGAUGUGCGAUAUCAUUUAUGCCGGAGAGAAGGCGAAAUUCGGUCAGCCAGAAAUUGCAUUGGGCACCAUCCCCGGCGCUGGUGGUACUCAGCGUUUGACGCGCGUUGUUGGCAAAUCCAAGGCUAUGGAAAUCUGCUUGACCGGCAACAUGAUCUCGGCCGUUGAGGCGGAGAAAAUGGGUUUGGUGAGCAAGGUGCUGCCCGCAGAUCAGUUGGUCAGUGAAGCUGUUAAGUUGGGUGAGAAGAUUGGCACACACUCAGGACUGAUUGUGCAACUUUGCAAGGAGAGUGUGAAUACAGCGUAUGAGACCACAUUGCAGGAAGGUCUGAAAUUCGAACGCAGGACGUUCCAUGCGACAUUCUCGACUGAGGACCGCAAGGAAGGUAUGACAGCCUUUGUCGAGAAGCGCCCAGCGAACUUCAAGAAUAACUAAAGUUUUAAGUCAGAGUAAUGCUCUCGGAUUUGAACAACUGUUCAUUUGCGUGGAAUUGCAUGCCAGAAUUUGCAUUUAUAUCUAUCUAUAUUAUGUACAUUUAUAUUUUAACAGUAAAAUUUCUUUAACUUCCAAUGA